AUGAUUGAAAAAUUCGAAUUCCUUAAAAACAAUUGGGAAGAAAUUAUUGAAAAAAUUAAAGAAAUUCCAACAAAUGUUAAAAAAACUUUAAAAGAAAAUGGCCAUUCAUUCAUUGGCUAUUGUUUGGCAAAACGUUUCCAAUUUGUUUUUAACGAUGAAGGACAGGCAAAGACAAAGUUUUAUAAAGAUAACAAUUCAUAUCUUUUGAAAUACGCGACAAAAAUUAAUGGAAUAUUGGGUCCAAGAAGAGUAGACUUGGAAUAUUACAAAAAACUUGAAAAUAAAUUUAAAGAAAAUAUUCUAAAAUUAAAAACAAAAAAUCAAAAGGAGGCAGGAACCUCCACUGAGACAGAAAAGUUGGGUAAAAUGAUAGAUUUAAUUUUGAAUGAUUAUUGGGGGAAUAUAUGUGCUAUUGACAGAGAUAAUGUUCAAUUUGAAAAAGCAGAUGAAUGGGCACUACAAACAGUCAAUACAAUACACAAUGACAAUUUCAAUCUUGCUGAUCUGGUGUUCGCUGAUAUUGAUCCUAAUGACUUUAAUCAUUUGAACAAAGGAAGCAACGAAUGGGCAAACUUCAAAAAUGGAGCUUUGGAACGUUUCAAUUUACAUAAAUUAACAUUUACUGAGGCACAUAUAAUAAUUGCUUCCUUUCAUAAAAAUUUGAGUGAUCAUCUAGCAGGAAGUGAUAUAACAUCAAUAAUCAAAAAAGAAAUUCAAAAAAAUAUUUAUUGGCAAUUGAAAGAAGAAAUUGGAAAAUUAAAAACAAAUAAAAAUGUUCAAAAAGAAUUAAUUGACAAAAAAGAAUUGUCUCGUGUUGAAACUUCAAUCGAAUUAAAAGAAAAAUUAAAAGCCUGUGGAUUGUCUGUUUAUGUAUUGAAAUUUGUUUUAAAUGAAAAUCAAGGCGAAGAAGGAAAUCGUUUAAAAUCAAUUACUCGAUUCUUGUCAAAAAUUCGAAUUUUAUCAAAAAAGAAGAAAGAAUUGUCUGAAAACAUGAAAAAAUAUUUGGAAAAUUUUAAAAAUAAAUGUGGAGAAGAAAUUAAAGAAAAUAAAGAUUUGAAAGAAUUGAGUAAAGUUGUUGAUGAUAAUACAAAAUUAAAUGAAGUUAAAAAUAAUUUAAUUAUUGAAAUUAACAAAUUUGAAAAUAAAUUGAAUGAAAAAAUUAAAAAAUUGGAGAAAAGAAAUUUAAAAAAUGAAAUUAAAAAGAAUGAAGAUUUGGGAGGAAAAUUGAAGAAGGAAACAAAAGAAUAUAUUGGCAGAUUAAAGGAGAAAUUGGCCUUUUUAGUUGGAAAUUAUGAGAAAUUAAUAGACAAAGAUUCGACUUCACAAAGUAAUGGACAAAUAAAUACUUCAAGUUUAUCAGCAAUUAUUUAUUGUUUAGCAAAUAAAUUUUUGGAAAUAUUUAAUGAAGAUGGAGUUGUUAAUAUGGAUAUUUUAUUACAAAAUAUUUCAAAUACAAAUUUGAUAGAAUAUGGAAUGGAAAUGAAUGAAAAAUUGGGAAAGAAAAGAGUUGAUAAAAUGUAUUAUCAACAAAUUCUCAAUAUGAUUGGAGAGAAUAGUAAUGUUGAACUAGAAAAAUUAAAAGAAAAUUGGAGUAAUUAUUGUUACAUUGACAAACAAAAUGUUGAAUUUGAAAGACCCGAGGAAUGGGCACUUCAAUAUAAAAAUGAAAUUGGUUUACAAGAGGAUGGUUUUCGUUUGGCAUAUUUGGGAGAGGGUAAUGAUGCCCUAUUGUUAGCAAUUAAUGAUAGAGAGAAUGGAUUAACAACAAAACAAAAGGAGGAAAUAUUUAAAGAAAUAUUAAGCAAUUUCCAUCUUCACAAAGUCACUUUCUUAGAAGCUCAUAAAAUGCUUGGUUUAUCCAACUCUACAACGAAAACACCAUCUGAAAUAGCAGAAACGUCUUCAUCCCAAAAAGAAAAUGAAACAUACAAAAAAAUUAAAUUUGAAAUGAGAAAGGUUUUUAAUUUUCGGAAAAAGAAUCCGCAAAAUUUCCUAACUUUUGUCCUUGCCUAA
This is a messenger RNA of Meloidogyne enterolobii, 2013 nucleotides long. Lineage: Eukaryota; Metazoa; Nematoda; Chromadorea; Rhabditida; Meloidogynidae. The record is from the annotation of a GenBank genome assembly.